GUUUCCCCUCCUUGCCUCUGUUUCUGUGUCCGUCUGCUUGUAUCUUAGCGCAGAUGAAAGGUAGUGAAGGAAACUGAGACAGUCCCUGCGCGAGCGACACUAUAGGAUAAUUGGAGCGCGUGAGCUGGUGUGAUGCGUCUGAAGGUAUCGGGUCACUGGCCCUUCUAUCAGCUGGACCGAUGACAAGAAGAAAUGAGCCAUAGCAAGUGCAGCAUCAGCUUUCAUGUGAAUGAACAAUUCCGCGUCAUUUGGCGUACCAGUCGCGCGGAAUCCUCGCAAUGAGCCGCAUUAUGUCCGGUGGCUCGUGCGCUGCAGGUGCUGGAUGCUGUCUCGCGAUGUUCGGUCUGCUGGUCCUCGCGCAGAUGCCCGGGGCCCUGACGUCCGACACGGAUAGCGACUGUUUGUCUGAAGAUGACAAAGGAUGUGAAGGUCUGUCUGAGAAGAAAAGUGACCUUCAUGUGUGUGAUGAAUAUAAUUGUUCUUUUGGAGGAAUAUGCAGGUACAACGGAUCACACCUGGAGUGUCUUUGUCUGUAUCAGUGUCCACAGAGCUUUGCUCCAGUAUGUGGGUCCGAUGGUAACACAUACCAUAGUGAAUGUUUCCUAAGACAAGCUGCCUGUGAACAGCAGACCGCAAUCACUGUAAUCACAGAAGGACACUGUCACGCCGAUGCUGAGUCGGCAUCAGGAGAUACAGAUCUGGAGAGUUCAGGACUGGAGCCCAGUAGAUUCUCCAAGUGUUCUAGCUGCAAAUUCGGAGCAGAGUGUGAUGAAGACUCUGAAGACAUUUGGUGUGUGUGCAAUAUAGACUGCAGUGGAUACAAUAUGAAUCCAGUGUGUGGAUCAGAUGGACAGUCUUACAGUAAUCCAUGUCAGAUCAGAGAAGCAUCCUGCUUGAAACAAUCUCAGAUUGAUGUCAAAUACCUUGGACAAUGUCCAGAUUCAGUGGAUCUAGUGGGCGGAGUCAGUGUGGGUGGAGCAAUGCCCUGUGCUGAAAUCAACAGCAGCUUUUGUCUGCAUGGAAACUGUGAGAUGAAAAAUAGCCUGGCAACGUGCAAGUGUGAUCUGGGGUUCUCCGGUGUGCAGUGUGAGCGAAGAGACUUCAGUGAAUUGUACGUGGUGCCCAAUGGACAGAAGCUUCAAUACGUCCUGAUUGCUGUGAUCAUCGCUGCUGUACAGAUCAGCAUCAUCAUCGCGAUCAUAAUAUGCAUCACAAGGAUUCAUCCAAAAAAGCCACGAGGUCGUCUUCAGAAACAGAACCUGGGACACUUUCCCAAAGAUGGAGGACGCAUGAUUGAAUAGCUGCUGAUUACUUUAAUACAAACACACAAACAACUGCACAACUAUGUUUUGACGUUAGUAUUUCAGUGGCCUUAUUUCACCCUGUCACCAUGAUCUUUUUAUUUUUAAAUCUCUUUCCACUUUUCUCUCCCCUUCUCAAUUUUGCCUUUUGUCGUCUCUCUCCCUCACUUUCUUACUAGUCCAAAUGCAGUAAAUCCACAUGGUGAAAUGUUUACAUUAGUAGAUUAUUACAUUUUCUGAACAAAAUUUAAGUGAUUCUUGCCAUGUAAAACAUCCUAGCAUGAUACUAGAGUGUUUGUAUGUAUAUUUUUGAGGAGAUUGUUUACUAUAACUUUCAUAAUCUAUAAUAUUUAUGACUGGAGGACAAUAUAACGGGCCAAACAAUCCCAUAGAUUUACACUGACUGAGGGCCCAGAGCCAUAUAUAGGGACCAGAAUUAUAUCAACACUUUGUGGUGGACUUUUUAAACUUUGGCCAGUAAGCAACCACCCAGAACACCAUUACAACCACAUAGAAACAUGUAAAAAAAAAACUCCCAGAAAGCCUUAGCAACUACAUAGCAAUGUCCUGUCAACCACAUACACAAUAUACAAUAGCUGAGGGUCAGAGGUUAAAGCAAAUCAGAGAAUGUUUGUAAAGCCCAUUCUUACUAUAAUCCGUUGUUUUCUAUUUAUACUUUGCCUUCUAUCCACCUUAUUUUUAACUUAAGAGCGGGUGUGGCCAUUUUUAACUUGAAUGUGCAAGGUUUCCGGUGUCAGACAACUCCAGUAUUUUUAACUGUACAAAAACAAUCCAUUAUGCUGCUUGAUAUUACAAACCCGUAUUUGUUAUUAUAUUUUUUAAAUGUAUUAUCGCAAUCAUAAAUACACUGGUUUGUUUACUGCACUUUGUUAUUUCUCUAGUUAUUUUACUCAUAGU
Molecule: messenger RNA, 2219 nt
Organism: Sinocyclocheilus rhinocerous
Lineage: Eukaryota; Metazoa; Chordata; Actinopteri; Cypriniformes; Cyprinidae
Gene: tmeff1a
Product: transmembrane protein with EGF-like and two follistatin-like domains 1a
Exons: 9
Coding region: 279-1301 (340 amino acids)
Cellular component (GO): plasma membrane
Molecular function (GO): protein binding
Source: RefSeq, a predicted model, not a curated record